Messenger RNA from Chanos chanos (milkfish), 2937 nucleotides. It is a transcript of the gene acad11, whose product is annotated as acyl-CoA dehydrogenase family, member 11. The transcript has 20 exons. Gene Ontology annotation, cellular component: cytoplasm; mitochondrion. Gene Ontology annotation, biological process: fatty acid beta-oxidation using acyl-CoA dehydrogenase. The record is from RefSeq and is a predicted model, not a curated record. NCBI's taxonomy places the organism in Eukaryota, Metazoa, Chordata, Actinopteri, Gonorynchiformes, Chanidae. Gene Ontology annotation, molecular function: acyl-CoA dehydrogenase activity; flavin adenine dinucleotide binding. Bases 152 to 2464 code for a protein of 770 amino acids.
UUCAUCGAUUUCUAUAUUUCCAUAGGCUGUAAUGAGAUAUAAAUUUUACAUGAUACGUCUAUCCACAUGUUGAAAGGGCAUUGGAUUUCUCUGUCUGAAGUCUGAGGUAGCUUAGGUGCCAGUCCAAACUUUCAUUUACCCUGUCGGAAAAAUGGAACAUCAAACAACUGAAGUCCGUGAACAGCACAAAUUCGAUGUAAAAAAAUUGCAGAAAUAUCUGAUUGGGAGAGUACCUGGUGUUAAAGACAGCACUACGUUAACUGUCCGGCAGUACAAGGUCGGCCAAUCCAACCCAACUUUUCUUAUCCAAUCUCCGAACCAGAGUUAUGUGCUCAGAAAAAAACCACCAGGUUUACUUUUACCGGGGGCACAUAAGGUGGACAGAGAGUAUACAGUACAGAAGGCUCUUUUCUCAGUUGGGUUUCCUGUUCCUCAACCUCUCCUUUACUGUUCAGACACGGAGGUCAUUGGUACAGAAUUCUAUGUCAUGGAGCAUGUACAGGGGCGUAUAUUUCGGGACUUGCGUCUCCCGGGGGUCAGGGCGGCCGAGCGUGGAGCUCUGUAUGUGGCGGCCGUAGAGACGCUGGCCAAACUCCAUUCCGCUGACAUCACCAGGCUUGGCCUCCUGGGAUACGGGAAAGGAGUCGGCUACUCUAAGAGACAGGUGUCUACUUGGACCAAACAGUACAGAGCCUCUGCCCACAGAGACAUUCCAGCCAUGGAUAAGCUUUCUGAUUGGCUGAUGGAAAACAUACCAGCCAAUGACAACGAAGUGACCCUUGUUCAUGGGGAUUUCAGAGUGGACAAUCUGAUAUAUCAUCCUACUGAGGCACGUGUGUUAGCUGUGUUAGACUGGGAGUUGUCCACCACUGGUCACCCAAUAGCUGACCUUGCUUACUUCCUGAUGCCUUACUAUUGGCCCGACAGCAUCAGUCCCAUCAGCCAUAUGGGCGGAGUCACAGGAACUGAAGGAAUCCCUGCCCCAGAGGACCUGGUCUCCAUCUACUGUCGUUGCCGUGGUAUCUCCCCCACCCUGGCACAUCAGAACUUCUUCACUGCCCUGGCCUAUUUUAAAUUGGCUGCCAUUGCUCAGGGGAUCUAUGCUCGGUUUCUGCUGGGCAAUGCGAGUGCAGUGGAUGCUGCCCAGUUUGGGGACAGUGUGGAGCCAUUAGCCAAACUGGGCCUUCAGAUAGCAAAAAGCUCCACACUGUCUAGGCCUGUCCCCGAGAAGUUGUUUCUGCAGACUCCGAAAGGCUACGCUGUCCUCCAGAGAGUCAAAGACUUCAUAAGAGAGCACGUUCUUCCUGCACAGCAGGAGGUUACGGAGUAUUACUCCAAAUACUCACAUUCUCCACAGAGAUGGCACACACCACCUGUCAUUGGCAAACUCAUGGCUCGGGCCCGUGAGGCUGGUUUGUGGAAUCUCUUUCUGCCAGCCAUCAGUGGACUGUCCCAGUUGGAUUAUGCUCAUAUCGCCGAGGAAACGGGCAGAUGUUUCUUUGCUCCCCAGGUUUUCAACUGCCAGGCGCCUGACACUGGGAACAUGGAAGUACUGCAUUUGUUUGGGUCUGAGGAGCAGAAGAGACUGUGGCUGGAGCCCUUACUCAGAGGAGACAUCAAAUCCUGUUUCUGUAUGACAGAGCCCGACGUGGCCUCUAGUGAUGCCACGAAUAUGCAGUGUACCCUCCAACGAGAAAAAGACCAUUACCUUAUCAACGGACGGAAGUGCUGGAGUAGCGGUGCUGGGAGUCCAGAAUGCAAGGUUGCCAUAGUGAUGUGUCAAAGCAAGUCCUCAGAUUCCACCGACAGGCACGGUCAGCAUAGCAUGAUCCUGGUUCCAAUGGACACGCCUGGAGUGAGACUUGUUCGUCCCCUGACUGUGUUUGGACAGGAUGAUGCUCUCCAUGGUGGUCAUUUUGAGGUCCAUUUUGACAAUGUGUGUGUGCCUGCCUCAAACAUGAUUUUGGGCGAGGGGCGUGGCUUUGAGAUUGCCCAGGGACGAUUGGGCCCUGGCAGACUGCACCACUGUAUGAGAGCCGUCGGAUUGGCCGAGUCCGCUCUGGAGUUGCUAUGUCGACGGGCUGCCAACAGACACACCUUUGGGAAGAGACUGUACCAACAUGAGGUGGUAGCUCACUGGAUUGCUGAAUGUCGCAUUGCCAUCGAACAAACACGGCUCCUCACUCUCCAUGCAGCGUAUGCUCUAGAUACACUGGGCAACAAGGCAGCAAGGAAACAGAUUGCUAUGAUAAAGGUGGUUGCGGGUCGGAUGGCCUGUAAGGUGGUGGACUGCGCCAUUCAGGUGCACGGGGGUGCAGGAGUGUCAUCAGAUUUCCCCCUGGCUCAGAUGUAUGCGUACGCUCGGACGUUGCGUAUCGCUGACGGGCCUGAUGAAGUUCACCUGUCCUCCAUAGCACAGCUGGAACUCCGAGACCAGUUCAGGAGAGCCACCGCUAAACUCUAACAACACAAACCUCCCAACAACGUCUUAUCAACAUCCUGACAAUGUUCACCGUUUAAUGUUUAAUCUUACUCUGUUAAGCCUGUCUGAUCAGCCUCCACUUAAUGUCAUGUGAGCAUAUAUUCCCAGCCUGUCAACAAUGUCUGAUCACCCAGUGACCAGUCUUGGUUGAAACUUUUGGAUACAUACGUAUAUAUCUAUGUCAGAAACGUUUCCAUGUCAUACUGAGAGUGAAUGAGUAAUUUUUCUCUGAGUCUCUAAAUUUCAGUUUAUUCCAAGCACAAUGUCUACGUGUAAUCCAGUGUAUCAAGAGAAUACAGAGAAACCACAGCAUUUCUGCACAAUUGUUUGAAAAAUGACUGAAGUUUUUUUUUUGUGUGUUGAACAAAACUGUAACACUAUCCCUAUGAGUUCUGACCGCAGAUGCCUUGAAAAUGAAUUCCAAUGUGAAAUAAAAUAGUUUAUAUGAAUCUAAA